This is a messenger RNA of Penicillium waksmanii, 822 nucleotides long. It is a transcript of the gene efm7, whose product is annotated as putative nicotinamide N-methyltransferase Nnt1. Gene Ontology annotation, biological process: peptidyl-lysine dimethylation. Bases 1 to 822 code for a protein of 273 amino acids. The transcript is spliced from 3 exons. Lineage: Eukaryota; Fungi; Ascomycota; Eurotiomycetes; Eurotiales; Aspergillaceae. The record is from RefSeq and is a predicted model, not a curated record. Gene Ontology annotation, molecular function: protein-lysine N-methyltransferase activity.
AUGGCCGAGGAAGACUUCUCCACUGGGGACAUGUUCCAAGACCCAGAAGGGUACUACCCCGAUGAGCCAGAACCCACCUUCGCCGAGCACACCAUGCUGUCCGGCAAGAAAGUUCGCGUCCGACUCGUGGGCAGCCACCCUCUUUACGGAAACCUCCUCUGGAACGCCGGCCGAACCAGCGCACACUACAUCGAAGAACGAACCGAGGACCUCAUCCGAGGCAAAGACGUCCUCGAGAUCGGCGCCGCAGCGGGAGUCCCCAGCAUCGUCAGCGCCAUCCAGGGCGCCAAUACCGUCGUGCUGACCGAUUACCCGGACCCGGACCUGGUGCAGAACAUGCAACACAAUGCGGAACUGGCAGUCGAUCAGAUCCCCAAGGGCCCCGAUAACCGGAAUUCGUUACAUGUUGACGGCUACCAAUGGGGAAAACCGGUGGAACCCUUACUUGCAUAUAUUCCUCCCUUGGCCGAUGGCUCGAGGGCUACGGGCUUCGAUGUACUCAUUAUGGCCGAUGUUAUUUAUAGUUAUCCCGAGCAUGGCAAUCUGGUCAAAACUAUGCAGAAAACCCUCAAGAAGACCGCUGAGGCUGUUGCGUUGGUCAUUUUCACUCCGUAUCAGCCAUGGCUGUUGUCUCAGACUGAGCGAUUCUUUCCGCUAGCGGAAGCAGGGGGAUUUACUGUGACUAAGAUCUUUGAGAAGUUGAUGGGUGAAGUUCUUUUUGAAGAUGAUCCUGGUGAUGAGAAGCUGCGCAGAACAGUCUUUGGAUACGAGCUCCGCUGGUCGCCUGACCAAUUGGGCGAAGGUGGCUCGAAAAGCGCUUAA